Messenger RNA from Amaranthus tricolor (Joseph's coat), 776 nucleotides. RefSeq lists its product as uncharacterized. The coding region runs from base 63 to 545 and encodes 160 amino acids. Lineage: Eukaryota; Viridiplantae; Streptophyta; Magnoliopsida; Caryophyllales; Amaranthaceae. The transcript has 2 exons. The record is from RefSeq and is a predicted model, not a curated record.
CACCGAAAAGACCAUGUUGUGAGCUGGACAGGUUGAGGGACUGCCGCAAGGUUCUUGAUUCAAUGACGGAGACUCAGGUUGAAUGGACUCCCUACAAUUCUGCUGCUGGUGCGUUGCUGAAUGAUCACCCACGCACCACCGUAAUCGGGGGUAUCACGUGCUUUGAUGUUGUGGAGGUGUAUUUGCCGGAGCGGACAUUGCGACAGAUUGGGUUCGUGAAGGCUAUUCCUCCCGCUCCUAUUAGACCAGCCAAGGCUGUCCGACCGGCACACGGUACCUACUACGUGACCUUUCCUUCUUCUGCUGUAUAUUUGGAGGCAUGGAGUAGGUUCCCCUAUAGUGCCUGCCUUGUUGAGCAGGGACUUCGUCGGGCUUCUGUUCCUUUUGAGGCUGAACCUAAUUACGUUGAUUGGUUCAAAGUGUGCUCACACCCGUACAUAGCCCCGGACGAAGGGCCUACUUCCGGUCCUGGUCCUUCUCAGAGCAGAUCUGAAUACGUGAGUUUUAUUAUCAUUUUUUUUUCAGAUUUUUUUUUAAUGAAUUAAUAACGGACAUUAUCCUUUUGUGUCUUCAGUUCCUGAAUGAAUGACCCAGUCGAUUCGGUCCACUGGCAAGACUACCUGCUACGGUUGCGGAUUUGAACCCCCGUCAACGACAUGCGUUAGAAAUAUACCUUAAUGAUUGUAGAGAUUUAUUUGAAGAAUGGCAAAUUUUUAAAGGGCAUGACCCUGCAUAGUCUGUACUGAAACUAUUUUACAUUAAUUAUUGCAUUUCUU